UGGUGGAGGUUUGAGACUAAAACACAGACGUCGUCCAUCACCAGCGUCACCAUGAGCAGCGUGGUCCAGAACCCUUACAUCGGCCGCACGCCGGCGUCCCGGAUCCCCAAGCCCGGCGGCGGCAGCAGCAGCGGCAGCGUCCCCCCCCGGGCCGACGGCCUCCACCGCAGCGGCAGCGUCAGCAGCAGCGACGGCUCCGGCAGCAGGAUCCUGUCCCUGCUGUCCAUGAGCGAGAGCGUCCAGGCCGGACUCAGCUGCUUCCUGCCCGAGCAGACGCUGGAGCAGGAGGAGAAGCGCCAGCGCAGCCGCCAGAUAGCCGAGAUCCAGCGGCUCAAGGAGGUCCGGGCCGCCGCGCAGCUCAAGAACCUGGAGGACUUCCUCAGGAUGAACCACGUGUCCCUGCGGGACUCCGUGUCCUACACCACCGGCAUGACGUACAGAAACGUGGGGAAAUCAGGACUGAGGGUGUCUUGCCUUGGAUUGGGUACGUGGGUCACGUUUGGAGGACAGAUCGCAGAAGAGGUGGCAGAGGAGCUGAUGACGUUUGCGUAUGACAACGGCAUCAACCUGUUCGACACGGCGGAGGUCUACAGCGGCGGCCGGGCGGAGACGGUGCUGGGGAACGUCCUCAAGAAGAAGGGAUGGAGACGUUCCAGUUUAGUCGUCACCACCAAGAUCUUCUGGGGGAACAAAGCAGAAAUGGAAAGAGGCCUCUCUAGAAAACACAUCAUUGAAGGUAUGGCAGCUGUCCGUGUGUCUCAGCUUCAGUCCGGAGUGUUUCUAAGUUCCUGUCUUCCUGAACCAGGUCUGAGGGCGUCGCUGCGCCGCCUCCAGUUGGAGUACGUAGACGUGGUCUUCGCCAACCGACCGGAUCCCACCACGCCCAUCGAGGAGACGGUGAGGGCCAUGACCUACGUGAUCAACCAGGGGAUGGCCAUGUACUGGGGGACGUCCCGGUGGACGCCCAUGGAGAUCAUGGAGGCGUACUCUGUAGCGCGGCAGUUCAACCAGAUCCCUCCCAUCUGUGAGCAGGCCGAGUAUCACAUGUUCCAGAGGGAGAAGGUGGAGGUUCAACUGCCGGAACUCUUCCACAAGAUCGGAGUUGGAGCCAUGACCUGGUCUCCACUGGCAGGUGGCAUCAUCUCUGGGAAAUAUAAAAGUGGGAUCCCUCCCGACUCACGGGCUUCACUCAAGGGCCACCAGUGGAUCCAGGACCGGAUCCAGAGUGAGGAGGGACAUCGGCAGCAGCUGAAGCUGAAGGAGCUGCAGGUCAUCGCCCAGAAGAUCAGCUGCACACUGCCGCAGCUGGCCAUCGCCUGGUGUCUGAGGAACGACGGCGUCAACGCCGUCCUGCUGGGAGCGUCCCGUCUGGACCAGCUAGUGGAAAACAUCCGGGCCAUGCAGGUUCUCCCCAGGUUGUCUCCGUCUCUGGUUUCAGAGAUCGACUCCAUCUUGAGGAACAAACCCUGCAGCAAAAAGGACUUCAGAUCUUAAACACACCUGUGAUGAACGGAGGAACCGUCCUCGUGAUCAGAGACAACACUUUAGAUCUGUGUUCAGCACCACCAGCACUCACUGCCACUUCAGAAAGUUCAACUCUUCUUAAAUGCAUGUAAACGUAUCGUCUUCAUCUGUGGAGCCCGAGAGGAAGAGAAGACCCACCUGCUGGACGGCGGCCGUCACUGUGUUUCUGCAGCAUGUCUGACAAUCUGUGAUCUACACGUCUGUUUGAUUUCAUUUAUA
This is a messenger RNA of Cololabis saira (Pacific saury), 1743 nucleotides long. RefSeq names its product voltage-gated potassium channel subunit beta-2-like. The record is from RefSeq and is a predicted model, not a curated record. Gene Ontology annotation, cellular component: cytoplasm; membrane; juxtaparanode region of axon. Gene Ontology annotation, biological process: potassium ion transport; regulation of action potential; transmembrane transport. The transcript is spliced from 14 exons. Lineage: Eukaryota; Metazoa; Chordata; Actinopteri; Beloniformes; Belonidae. Gene Ontology annotation, molecular function: voltage-gated potassium channel activity; transmembrane transporter binding; potassium channel regulator activity. The coding region runs from base 52 to 1494 and encodes 480 amino acids.